Molecule: messenger RNA, 3298 nt
Organism: Magallana angulata
Lineage: Eukaryota; Metazoa; Mollusca; Bivalvia; Ostreida; Ostreidae
Exons: 2
Coding region: 168-1721 (517 amino acids)
Biological process (GO): positive regulation of DNA-templated transcription
Cellular component (GO): nucleoplasm; chromatin
Molecular function (GO): zinc ion binding; ubiquitin-protein transferase activity
Source: RefSeq, a predicted model, not a curated record
UAGAUAGUUAUUUAUACACGUGAUUUUAGAAAAUCAAAGCCAUGUAAUAUAACCAGGAAGUUACCGGUCAUACUAUAACAUCGGAGCUUGUCACAUGCAUUGUGAUAACUGAGACUACAAGUGAUGUGUGUGAUUUAGCCAUCAACAUCUUCACGGACUAAAUCAAUAUGGGUACCCCACAAUAUGCUUUGAUGUGUGAUACCUGUUGUAAAAACAGGACUCUUUCCAGCUAUUGUGUAGACUGCUAUGAAAGUAUGUGUAUAGAAUGCACGAAAAACCAUCAAAAACUGUUACCAGACCACAUCAGUCUGCCGAUGGCAGAGUCAAAAUGUCCAGACCACCAUAAAUUUUAUUCGGUUUACUGCAAAAUGUGUGAUAUGCCAAUAUGCAGGGAGUGUCUAAUUGGUUUCCAUAAUGGUCACAAGUAUUCUGAUAUGAAUGUGGCCAAACAAGAGAAAUUGCAUGAAGUGAAAACUUACAUGAAAGAUCUGAAAGAAGACGUGUGUCCUUUGUACCAGUCCUCAGAAGAUCAAGGCAACAGGCAACUGGUGGAGUACGCUUCAGAAAUAGACACAGUCAAAAUUAUGAUGAAUGAACAAAGAGAAAGGCUGAAAACUAUGGUUGAUGUUUUGUGCGACACCAUGAUAGAUUCAGUUGAAACAACUCUUGAAGAACACAGCAGUAAGUUAAAGAAAGAAUUAAGCAUCAUAGUAGAUGGAAAAGCCAAAAUCCAAAAUGAAAUUGAAAGGUGUGUGGUUUUGUCAGAUAGGGGAAUUCUAGAGAUUAAGGACUUUCUAGAAACACUGCCUCAUUUACAAGACACACCAGCCAGACCCCCAGCUUUGUCAAAACCAGUUCCAUCCAAAUUUUUCCCUGCAGAUAUUUCAGAAAUAACCCUGAAGCAAAUGAUUGGCACAGUCUUACUGGUAAGGGUUCACAACAAUUUCACCUGUAAGCUGCCUGUGUCAAACAUCCAAGCCUGUUCAUCAAAUGAGGUUUGGGUUAAUUUCCAUGACGAAAGGGUGCUCACUAAGUAUUCUUACCAACAAAACACAAAUGUGGCCAUUGAAAAGGAAUCCUUGAAGCUGGAUUUUAAACCAGAAUGUUUCCUCCUGAUGAAAGGGGAUUACUUCCUAGCUUCUGAUAGGUUUAACCACUGCAUUUGGAAAGUUGACGAAAAGGGAAACACCGAGUCUUUCAUCAAAACUUCUCCUUAUAAUCCAAAAGGAUUGUGUCUGAACAAAAAGCAAGAACUUGUUGUAUGUCUCUCUGGGCUGACAGGUUGUCUCAGAGUUUACCAAAACGAAAAAAAAUACAAAGAACUCGGGGACAAUCUGCUUAGCGCUCCAAGCAAAGUGGCACAGAAUGGAGAUGAUAAUUACAUUGUACUGGAUGAUCAUCUUCAGUCUCACUUUGUGGUUGCCAUAGAUCCAAAAGGAAAUUGCAAGUGGAAAUUCUAUGGCCUAGAAGAGAACAAAUUGGCGACAUUUUCCCCCAAAGGUGUCCUCUGCGAUUCUCUUCAGAACAUCAUUGUGUCUGACUUUGGAAACCAUUUAGUUCUGCUUUUGGACAAAAAUGGAAGGUUCCUGAUGAAUCUUCUGUGCAGCAGAUAUGGUUUAUGGAGCCCGCGAGGCAUGUGUCUGGACAGUGAGGGAAAACUUUGGGUGGGGCAAGGAAAGGAUGGGAUGGGAGAGUGUCAUGUUGUGCAAUACAUCAAAUGAUUUAGAACCGUUUCAACAAGAGCUUGGACUUCGGGGAGUACGUGAUAACUCCGAUUUGAUGAAGACGGGGUCUACACAUGGUUAACUGUCCAGCCAUUGGGUAAUAGAUAUGCAUACAUUAAACGCAAUGACACUCGUCUGACUUCAUCAAGGGAUGUAUAUUUCGCCGAAACAGCGUCAGUUUCACACAGCAGAGCAACGGUUUUGACAGUCUAUGAAUAUUAAUGAGGUUCUCUUAGCGAAUGAGAAGAAAGGAGGUCAAUGUUUGACAGCUUGUUUUGAUGAGCAAACUAGAUAGUAACAUCCCACCGAAAGUCCAAGCUCUUUUUAAAACGGUUCUAUGUCAUCGUACGUGGUAACUCAAUCUUCGUGGAAUUCCAUGUCACCACUACUUUGUACUCAUGACUUUGCAUCCACGCGAACUUGGUGUUACAAUAGUAUCGAUAUACACAUAUGUCUUGUCAACUGGACAGUUACCCUUAAAAAUACUAAGAAUCAGUAAUGCUUUGACUGUCAACCAACAUUAGUGUAAAAUGAAAAAAGAAAUAAUCCAUUAAUCUGGUGGUUAGGAUGAUAACUUCGAAAAAAAUAAUGGAACACUUUUCAAGUGAAAAUAGACAAGUUGAUCGUACAAACGGGAAAUUCACAUGGCAUUUUAAUUGUUGGUGUGUCAUGUUUAUGCUCUGUUUAUUUUUUUUUAUUGUAACACAUUAUAAAGUUCCUUGAUUGUGUUGUUCAACUUAGUUUUAGGGCUUUAUGAUGGAUUUGAUCACGCAAGGACGUAAAAAUCACAUCGAAAUAUUCGAAAGAUGAUUCCUUAUUUAAUACUGGUAUAUUUUCCGUAAUUGUGCGAUUAGAUUCACGUUAUUUUCGUUCCGUCAUUCCUCCCCUAAUGUACGUCGACGUGUCAUUUGCGUCAUUGAUGAAAUUAAUGAACUAUACGUUACAAUUUGAUUAAAUGUGUUACUGGAAGAUGUAUAUUUAUACAAAGCCUGAUAUAAAUAAUGUUGACGCUGGCUUUUGCAACAACCUAUACGUUCCAGCCCAACACUUCUUUUUAAAAGCAUGUUUCUUUUGACAAGUUUCUCUAGAACACUGGUGUCUGUUUUCUUUUCUUUCUUUUUUUUAGAAUAUGGCUGUGCAGAUCUAAUACAAGUUUAUAGCUUAUUUUCAACUCAGUUCUCCCAAUUUUGAAAAGCGAUAUAAACAAGAGGCCAAUUGGCCUUAACGGUCACCUGAGUAGCAUAUAUCCCAUACACAAACUUGUCAUGGAGUCUAUGCAUCUAAUUAAUUAGGUUUCAUACUGGAGUAGAAAAAUCAUAAAUUUGUAAUGACGACCACAUUUCAAAAAGAACUGUGAAACCUAUAAUUUUGGUGAAAAACUAAAAGAUCUGGUCUACAAAAUCAUGAAUUCAGUUUUCCUUUCAGGUGUGUGGGAGUAAAGAAGAAGAUUUUUUAACAUUAUAUGCAUUAACAUCUAUACAUCCAUUUUGGCCCUGCCCCAGAGUCAAAACCCAUCUUUGAGGGGACAUGAAAAUUAAAAUUUCAGUAGAGGACUUCCCGGUAAACAUAAUUAU